Caenorhabditis auriculariae is the source of this 2369-nucleotide messenger RNA. The record is from the annotation of a GenBank genome assembly. NCBI's taxonomy places the organism in Eukaryota, Metazoa, Nematoda, Chromadorea, Rhabditida, Rhabditidae.
AUGGCCGAACCGGUUAUUGCCUCGGCGUUGCUGGGAUGUGUUGGAUGUCAAGCUGGCGUCGAAUAUUUGCAAACGUUUGGUUCAGUCUAUAUUCUUGUAGAAAGAGCACGGCGUUUCUGCCAGUUGAAGAAAAUGCAAGGAAUUUGAAACUCGGCAAAGCCUGCGCACUUCUCGAAAUUCGCCCGUGAAAUUUGAAAAAGUGGCUUUAUUUUUGAUUUUUUGUCAAUUUUUUCAUAUUUUUUCACUUUUUCUUUUCGUAGAUUGCUGAUAGCAUUGCGGGACCACGAUCGGGGUAUACUCUGGGUUGUUAGACGUUUUUUGAAAGUAGUUCUGUGAGGCUAACUUUAAAACUCGUGAUGAAGAAGCGUUUUGAAAAAUCUCCACCUGUUUGUAUGGAACAUGUUUCACCCCAUUUUAUGUUUUCUUGUUCUAUUUUUUUGUCGAUUGUUCAGAUUCCUAGGUUGUGGACAUCAAUGAGAUGAAGUUACAUGAAAAAAGUCUGUGAAGUUGAGAAAGUAUGUUCCGGAACUCAUUUAUAUCCGGAUAUUCCGUCAACUUUUUUUAUAAUAAAAAAAGUACUUGCUGUAAAAACAUCUUUUUAUUUGUUUCUCCACAGCAAUAUAGUUUUAUUUGAUCUCUUUUAAUUUCCUCGUCUUUUUUCUUCAAUGUUCAUUCGUUUCUCACACUUAUAUCAUCGGUUAACCUUAUUUUCCAAAUUUUUUGUGCAUGCACUAAACACGUCCUAAUUGACGGAGAAAAGUGGGCGGGGCGUCGCAAAAGAAACACCGUGAGAGAAGAAAAAAAAUAUCAAAAAUAGAGAAAAAAAAUUCAAUUCGGUCGAGUUAUGUGCGCUCUAUGGGACUGCCGCUAAAUUGAUAUUCCUUCGAUUGUACUUUUGAUAUUUUCAGAAAAGUAAAAGAAAGUCUGAACCUUCUAACGUUCGCCUCUUUUUGCUUCACCGCCUUCAUUGGUCUUAUUUUUCAGUCCCGAUUUUUUACGGUUUCCAACCGGAUACCAAUCAGGUUAUUUCUGUAAAAAUUACUCUUCAAAUUCACUUCCUUUUCAGUGCUUAUGUACAAAUCGUUGUUAUUUUCUUCAUUGUCAACAUGGCUAACAACUACGCCAUCAAAUUUGACAUUUAUUUCCCACUUUUUAUUAUUUUUAAAUCGGUAUGUGAAAUUAAAGGAAGGUUGUAAGAUUAAUAAUGUUUCAGGGAACUUUAUUAGUUAAUAUGCUUUUGGGGGCGGUUCUUCGCAAUUAUCGAUACACUUUUAGCCAAAUUUCGGCUGUGAUAAUUGUCACGAUUGGAAUCGUUCUUUUCACCUUGGCUAGUUAUACGCCAAAAGAAAAGGUUUUUUCAAAACUGAUUAAUGAAAUGGAAGUUUUUUAGACAUCUGCAGUACAUGGGUUAUGGCUCCCAGUGCCGCCGUUUUUCAUUGGUUUUUACACUGAUUUUGUGUCGAAAAAUUGUUUUUCAAAUUAAGGUAUCCUUCUGCUGACGAUCGCUUUGGUCCUCAGCGCUUACCUGGGCAUCAUCCAAGAACAAUUUUACCAAACAUACGGAAAACACAACGACGAGAUGAUGUUUUAUGUGGUAUGGGAAGAAUGAAGAAAGUUGCUGAAAAAUAGAGAAUUCGCAGCAUUUUCUAUCGAUUCCGGCUUUCGCGUUGCUUGGAGAAGAAUUGAAAGACGCUUGGAGCGCUGCGAAUGCCACGUCGACAAUCGGACUUGGAGUCCCAAGCGCUUGGGCCUACAUUGCAGCAAUUUGUGUACUCCAGUGAGUUGAUACGACCAAAGCGAGAGUUUUUUUCCAGUAAUGAAGUUAUUCAUGAGAAAGUAACUGUGAGCCUAGGAAAAGCCCAAUCGGUUUCAUAGCCAUAAAAUAAUUUAAAUCAUGUUUUGUAAAAAACAGCAUCAGCAACUUUUAAUUCACAGUGUCCUUGUCUCAUGAAAUCUUUUAGCCUUUAUUUGGUCUUUCUACUUACGAAAAAUCCUAGUCACACCUGGAAUAGGAUCAUAGAGGCUUACUUAAAAGGCAACCGAUUCAAAGCCGAUUGUAUGCCGAAAAUAAUGUAGCAGUUGGUUUUCACCCCAUUAUAGCCGUAACACGACCUCGGCGCUCUGAGCCUUUCCAUGUGCGACAAGUUGGAGUUUUUUUCACGAAAAAUUUCAGGUAUCUGUGCACCAGAAGCGUUUACAAACUGUCUUCAGUGACGUCAUCCUUGAACGUGACUAUGGUGAUAACUCUUCGCAAGUUUCUCUCCAUUCUUAUUUCUUUUGUCGUUUUCGACAAUUCCUUCAGUUUUUGGCAUGCUUUAGGCGCGGCUCUCGUUUUUAUUGGCUCUAUACUGUUUACCAAGUCUUUUUAG